AUGACCAAGACUCUCGCUUUCGGCGACCAGCAGGUCCCAGUUCCCGGAUUCGGCGCGAUGGGACUCAAUCACGGCAUGGGAACAGAUCUCGAUGCCACCCAGUCUGAGGCCGUUCUUCUGAAAGCUAUCGAGCUCGGAUGCACCUUCUGGGAUACUGCGGUUGCCUACAAGGCCGGCGAGAACGAGAAGCUGCUGGGGGACUUCAUCAAGAAGCACAAUGUUCGCGAUAAGCUCUUUGUUGCCUCGAAAUGUGGCUUCGAAGUCUUCGGACUCGAGUGUAAAGUCACCAACUCGGCUGCCCACAUCAAGGAAUACAUUGAGGGCACCAUUGAGAGGCUUGGUUUUACACUAGAUCUCUACUAUCUUCACCGGAUCGAUCCCCACACCCCUCUCGAGGAGUCCAUCGGCGCCCUCGAUGAACUCCGCCGGAGUGGCAAGACCAAGUACAUCGGCCUGUCGGAAUGCUCUGCUGCAACCUUGCGCAAGGCCCACGCCAUCGCCAAGAUCGACGCGGUCCAAGCCGAGUACUCUGCGUUUGAGACAUUGCACGAGACGAGUGGCCUGAUCGACACGGCCAAGGAGCUGGGGAUCGCCUUUUCUCCUGAUGACUUUGCCGCGGAUGAUUUCCGACGCACCGUCCCCAAGUUCCAAGGCGAAAACUUCUACAAAAACAAAGCGAUUGUCGACGAGAUCAAGAAACUGGCAAGUCGGAAGGGCUGCUCGGUCGCGCAGAUCGCGCUGGCGUGGGUGGCUGCGCAGGGGCUCAUCACCAUUCCGGGAACAACCAAGCCCUCGCGGUUGGAGGAGAAUUGGGCGUCACGCAACGUGGAACUGACGCAGGAGGAGCUCAGCGAGAUGAGACGGCUUGUGGAUAACUCCAAGCCAAGUGGAGAGCGUUUCAACGAACUGUUUGGAUCGUUGUGCGGUCAUUAA
Molecule: messenger RNA, 933 nt
Organism: Aspergillus japonicus CBS 114.51
Lineage: Eukaryota; Fungi; Ascomycota; Eurotiomycetes; Eurotiales; Aspergillaceae
Product: aldo/keto reductase
Exons: 7
Coding region: 1-933 (310 amino acids)
Cellular component (GO): cytoplasm
Source: RefSeq, a predicted model, not a curated record